AUGAAGCCAGUCAUCUGCAUAUCCCUCCUUCUCGCCGCAGGCGUCGACUUGGCGGCUGCCCGACCAGCCAACCUGCAUAUGAGGCGCGUUGGUGGUCACAUCCACAGACGCUCCUCCGUGUGGAACACAAAACUCGGUCGACGUGAAGUGCCCCAGGAGCACUCGCAUGAAAAAUUUCUUACCACCGUCAACACCAACCUGAAGCUGGACAACCCAGACAACAUCGUGGACGCCGUGUUUGGACUUCUUGGCAAUGCUGCUGCUUCGGCUGGCCAGGGAGACAUUACGGAUACCGACUGUCUCCAACAAGCCACUGCCGACCAAGCGUUCACCAAUGCCAAAGCCAACGGUGACGUUGACGGCAUGACUGCUGCUUUGAUCUACCGAGCACUCGAGCGCAACACUGGUGCUGUCGGACAGGCAUCCGUUGCCUGCACGUCCAUCACGCCUGUCAAUCCCGAGAUUGCUGCCAUCUCUCAGCACCAAGAUCCAGCUUCUGACAAUGCCACCAGCAUCAACAAGGAUAUCGCAUUGGCGCUUGCCGUUCAGAUUGCGAACAUUGGCGGCAACCCACUGGACGCGCUGCAAUCCGGCACUUUCGCUCCUGGUGAGAUCGGCGAUCCCACUGGUGCAGGCAAUACCUGUGAUGUCGUCGAUGAACCUGUCGGCUGCAUCUUCACUCAGAACCUGCUUGUUGAAGAUGCCAGUGAAGACGAAGUGAACGCUGCCGUUGCUGCUUCGGCCACUGCGAACGCUGGGGCUGCUGAUGCUACUGCCCUCGCAGAGUGUACCGCUGCCCCCGACGACUCUACGGCAGUUGCGGGUACCACCACCGCCGUCGAAGCCGCCAGCACAACAGUUACUGAGGCAGCCACUCAGACAGCAGAAGCCGUUGCUAGCAGCACCGCGGCCGCGACGGGAGCUGCGGCCGCUGAGUCAGGGGCUGCGACAUCUGUCGGGUCCUCUAAUCUGGACUUGGGGUCUUGUGACAACCCUACCAUCAUUUUCGCAGAUAACCUCGACGGCCGCAAAGAAGCUUCUUUCGCACCUGCCGACGAGACGACUUUUACGCACGGCUCGGCGCUGAACAUCAAGGUGAUUUCUGACUUCGUCUGCCAACAACUCGAAACGAAAUGCCAAGCAUCCCAGGAGGCCAUCGACGCAUGCAAUCAAGGAGCGACUGCUGCACAAGGCGAGACAGGCCAAGCGGCAGCUGAUGCAUUCAACCAGGCACUAGGCUUCUAG
Molecule: messenger RNA, 1245 nt
Organism: Cladophialophora yegresii CBS 114405
Lineage: Eukaryota; Fungi; Ascomycota; Eurotiomycetes; Chaetothyriales; Herpotrichiellaceae
Exons: 3
Coding region: 1-1245 (414 amino acids)
Source: RefSeq, a predicted model, not a curated record